Molecule: messenger RNA, 855 nt
Organism: Penaeus indicus
Lineage: Eukaryota; Metazoa; Arthropoda; Malacostraca; Decapoda; Penaeidae
Product: cuticle protein CP1499-like
Exons: 2
Coding region: 9-809 (266 amino acids)
Source: RefSeq, a predicted model, not a curated record
CGGACAACAUGAAAUCUCUGGUUCUUUUGGCAGUGCUGGGAGUGUGCUCGGCUGCCCCCUUCAUCGGGGACACGCCCGAAGUGCAGGCUGAGAAAGCGCGGUUCUUCCAAGCCUUCCGCGCUGCUCAGGCUGCCGCCGCUCCCCAGCAGGCUUUCCAGACUGUGGUGCCCGUGCAGGCCAAGUGGACGGGGCCAGUGGCUGCCACCAUCCCCGCCGGCGUCGACGGCACCAUCACCCCCGUGGGCGACACCGCAGAGGUGGCCGCCGCCCGCAACGCCUUCCUCAACGCCUACAACGCACAAGUUAGGGCCACUGUAGGCACCGUGCCCGUGGUGCAGGCCCCAGCCUUCAACGUCGUCCCUGUUGUUCCCCAACAGACCUUCCAGCAGACCUUCCAACAUACCUUCCAGCAGGCUGCUCCUGUGCAGGCCAAGUGGACCGGACCAGUGGCUGCCACCAUCCCCGCCGGCGUCGACGGCACCGUCACCCCCGUGGGCGACACCGCAGAGGUGGCCGCCGCCCGCAACGCCUUCCUCAACGCCUACAACGCACAGGUUAGGGCCACCGUAGGCACUGCCCCCGUCGUCAACACCUUCAGCCAGGCCGUGCCCCAGCAGCUCUUCCAGCAGACCUUCCAGCAGGCUGCUCCUGUGCAGGCCAAGUGGACCGGCCCCGUGGCAGCCACCGUGCCCGCCGGACUCCCAGGCUCCGCCCCGCAGGUCGCCGACACCGCCGAAGUCGCAGCCGCCAAGCAGGCCUUCUUCAGCGCCUACCAGAGGCAGGUCGCGGCCGCGGCGCGCCCCUUCUAGACCGUACUGUUAGAUUAGAUAAAUACUAAAUAUUUAAAAAAAAUCA